AAGAAAUUUUCUUAUUCCCAGUUUUUAUGUUGAAUUAGAGCGUAUUAAACAUGCUAUGUUGUUGGGUGGAAGAUCCAUAUUCAGAGGCAUUCAAACUGCAUCUCCCAAGAAUUGCAGAUUACUUAUGGGUUGCUGAAGAUGGCAUGAAAAUGCAGGGUUACAAUGGGAGUCAGUCCUGGGAUACUGCUUUUGCUGUCCAGGCAAUUAUUUCUACUGUUCUUGCCGAGGAGUCUGAUGCUGGUCGUGUCCUUGCUGGGUCAGUUAUACUUUGCUUUCAGGUGUUAGAGGACUGCCCUGGAGAUCUAAAUUUCUGGUUUCGUCAUGUUUUAAAAGGUGCUUGGCCAUUCUCAACUGCAGAUCUUGGAUGGCCUAUAUCUGACUGCACAGCUGAAGGAUUGAAGGUAUAAAUAAUGAACACGCUGUGGCAAACUUCCUAUUGUGACAAACAUUACUAAACUUUAUUGACAUCU
Molecule: messenger RNA, 470 nt
Organism: Rubroshorea leprosula
Lineage: Eukaryota; Viridiplantae; Streptophyta; Magnoliopsida; Malvales; Dipterocarpaceae
Source: the annotation of a GenBank genome assembly